Molecule: messenger RNA, 1032 nt
Organism: Penaeus monodon (black tiger shrimp)
Lineage: Eukaryota; Metazoa; Arthropoda; Malacostraca; Decapoda; Penaeidae
Product: formin-like protein 3
Exons: 5
Source: RefSeq, a predicted model, not a curated record
GUGGGGAAGUCGGCUAAAAAGGUGAAAGGGCCCUGGCAUUUGGUCGUCCAAAAGGGCCCCCGGGUCCUUGAGGCCUUAUCCCCUAGCCCUUACCCCUUAGGGGACCCUGAGGUAGACCGUUUCUUUUCCCCACAUAUUCAGGCUCCCAUGGCCAGUUUAAAGUACCCACAUUUUCCAAAAAUGUCUCCAAAACAAGUGCAAGUUUCCUUUCGUAGUCAUUCGAUCGUUCACGUUUUGCCACAGUCCUUUGAAUCCCGGGCUCGUGCACCCCCCAACGUCGCCCCACAGCCCGCUGCCUUCCGUACCCAAAAUGGGCAUACCGUUCAAUUUUCUAUGCUCAUCAGGGGGCCCGGGUCGCAGGAAUGUCCCCUGGGCGCGCCGAGGACUUUCUACGCCGUUUGGAGGACAAGAAUCCCCACCAAGAGCGCCUUCCGCCGCCCUCCUCCUCCUCCUCCUCCACCACCACCACCACUUCCCACCUGCACGGCACCCACACCCUCGUCCCCCGCCGAGGGCGUCGGGAGGGUGUUUGCAGCCGCGGCGCCUCUCCCUCCGGCCCGGCCUUACCUGCCCCCGCACGUUUACCCCGGCAGCGGAGCCGCCAACCCCGGGGCAAGCGCUGGGACGCCCAGACACGUCGCUGACGCCGCCGCUGCGUCGCCCUCGUCCUCCUUCCUGUGCCGAAUCUGCUCGUACACCGCGAGGGACGUGGUGGACCUCCUGGCGCACAACCAGCAGCACAAGUGGGACGAGGAGCUCCACCACCAGCAGUCGAGCUCCGAGGCGCGGCCGCAGAGGAUCUUCAAGUGCCCGUACUGCGACGUGCAAGUGCAGGGGCGCAGGCCAUCGAGGUCCACGUCAUCACCACUCGGCCGGCGACGAGGGUCCCGAGCGCCUCUACUGGUGCUCCUUUUGCACCCUCAAGUGCCGCUCGGCGCCCGGCCUCUCGUCGCACCUCAAGCGCCACGCGUACCAGGGCGACUUCUAGGCUCGUCCUCGUGGAGGCCCGCGCCGCCGCAAGGGCAAUUUGAG